GCCAAGAUUUUCAGUUGCAGGAAUGUCCAUUCAACAAAGGAGCAUGUGAUCUGGCAGCAACAAGGUACCCCCAGCUUAUCUGCUUCCCCUUUAAAUUAACUUCGUUUAUUGCAGCAGCAAAGCAAUUAAGCAUUUACCCUUUUUACCGGUAUGGAGCACUCCGAGCCGGAUCAGCAGCAGCCACUAUUGCCGGCUGCUGCAGCCGCCACUCUGUCGUCGGAGGAGGUCGAACUGAUCUUGGCUCACGAGCCCGUGGGCCUGCACCGCUACUGUGGGCUCAUCGCCUGGGAAUCCAGGCUGCUCUGGCUCCUGUCUGGCUCUUCCAUUGUCGUCGCCAUCUGCAAUUACAUGCUCAGUUUCGUCACCCUCACGUUCUCCGGCCAUCUGAGCGCCGUCGAUCUCGCCGCCGCCUCUAUCGCCAUGGUCGGCGCUCAAGGUCUCGCAUACGGGAUCAUGUUAGGCAUGGCAAGCGCGGUGCAAACUGUAUGCGGGCAAGCCUACGGAGCGAAGCAGUUCGGCUCUAUGGGCAUAGUAUUGCAAAGAGCCAUAAUCCUUCACCUGGGAGUGGCCGUUCUGCUCUGCUUCGUCUACAUCUUCUUCGGAGAGAUCCUGGAAGCUGUCGGGCAGGAAGCGGCCAUCGCCGGCAGAGGCCAGACCUUCGCGAGGGGCAUGAUCCCGCAGCUCUUCGCCUUCUCCAUAAGCUGCCCAAUGCAGAGGUUUCUUCAGGCACAGAACAUCGUCAACCCUCUGGCCUGCAUGUCGUUCAGCGUCUUCCUGCUCCACAUCCUGCUCUCGUGGCUCGUCGUCUACGUGCUCGGCUACGGCCUGCUCGGCGCCGCUCUCACGCUCAGCUUGUCUUGGUGGAUCCUGGCUUUCCUGCAGGGCAUCUACAUACUCUUGAGCCCCUCUUGCAAGAAGACUUGGACCGGUUUCGCCAUUGGAGCUGCCUUCCGGGGGCUUUGGCCUUACGCCAAGCUCACCUUCGCUUCUGCUGUCAUGCUCUGUCUGGAGAUAUGGUACUUCCAAGGGCUGAUAUUCAUAUCAGGCUUCCUGCCAAACCCUACAAUCGCCCUCGACUCCCUCUCCAUUUGUCUGAAUUACUGGACGUGGGACAUUGAGUUCAUGCUGGGGUUGAGCGCAGCAGCCAGUGUUCGAGUGAGCAACGAGCUGGGAGCAGACCAUCCAACGGUGGCAAGAUUUUCAGCGGUGGUUGUGCACUUGUCGAGCAUUCUUCUCAGCAUACUUUUCAGCGCCAUUGUUCUGAUAUUCCGUGUUGGAUUAAGCAAACUGUUCACAAGCGACGAAGAAGUCAUCUUAGCCGUCUCAGACCUGACCCCAUUGCUCGCCAUCUCCGUCUUGUUAAAUGGCAUCCAGCCCAUUCUUUCUGGCGUUGCAAUAGGAACAGGACGGCAAGCAAUUGUGGCUUACGUCAAUCUGGCGGCUUAUUACAUUAUUGGUCUUCCAAUAGGAUGCGUCCUGGGCUUUGUGACUUACUUGGAAGCCGCUGGAAUCUGGUGGGGUAUGAUAACAGGAGUGGUUCUACAAACAGUGACUCUAAUCAUCAUAACAGCCAGAACAAACUGGACAGCUGAGGCUGAAAAAGCUGCUGAUCGGUUGAAGAAAACAGCAAAUGCGGCCCCUAGAGAACAAAUCGACGGUUCUUCUGCAGAAGCUUUGCCAACGAGCAGCCUUCUCUGUUGACAACUCCUCUUCUGCCCACCCUUUUGGCAAACCUUCAAUUUGAAGUUUGAUUCUCACAUAUAGCAAUACAUGUCUUAUAUGCAUGGACUCUAAUUUCUAUGCAACGACUGUUAGAUGAGUUAAGAUGUAUUCAAAUGUGUGGUUGAGACUUGUGAGUUCAAUUUAAAGGAAAUGAAUUUUGGCAAGUGAUUUUAAUUGGUUCUCAGAUAAUAUAAUUACUG
Messenger RNA from Diospyros lotus (date-plum), 1922 nucleotides. Its product is annotated as protein DETOXIFICATION 41-like. Gene Ontology annotation, molecular function: antiporter activity; xenobiotic transmembrane transporter activity. NCBI's taxonomy places the organism in Eukaryota, Viridiplantae, Streptophyta, Magnoliopsida, Ericales, Ebenaceae. Bases 151 to 1701 code for a protein of 516 amino acids. The record is from RefSeq and is a predicted model, not a curated record. The transcript has 8 exons. Gene Ontology annotation, biological process: xenobiotic detoxification by transmembrane export across the plasma membrane. Gene Ontology annotation, cellular component: vacuolar membrane.